Messenger RNA from Bactrocera neohumeralis, 1078 nucleotides. RefSeq lists its product as uncharacterized. The transcript has 2 exons. Lineage: Eukaryota; Metazoa; Arthropoda; Insecta; Diptera; Tephritidae. The record is from RefSeq and is a predicted model, not a curated record. The coding region runs from base 125 to 721 and encodes 198 amino acids.
ACAUGUGCGAUGGUUUAUAAAAAUUUUUAAAAACAUGAUGUUGUUAUGAACAUGUUUUAUGGUGUAAACGCUUGCAUCAUGCACGCAGUAUAUAUUUUCAGUUGUAAGCAAACAUCGAAGCGUAAUGGCGUCACGGAUAAACGAAGAACUGUGGAAGGACUUCUUUGAAAUUUAUCGAAGCUAUCCAGAAGUAUGGAAAGUGAAAAGCGAGAAGUACAAAAACAAAAUAAAGAAGAAUGCUGCUUAUGAAGCACUUUUAAAAAAAUAUAAGGAGAUAGAUCCAAAAGCAAAUUUGGAAAGUUUAAAAUACAAAAUAAACUCACUUCGCGGAUGUUAUCGACGUAAAUUAAAAAAAAUUAAGCGAAGUGAGAAGUCUGGAGCAGGAAUUGAUGAAAUAUAUAUACCAUCUUUGUGGUACUUUCAUGACCUAGCAUUUUUGGAAGAGCAAGAAACACAGAUGACUGGCAUGUCAUCAAUAGAAAAUGAGGAAAAUGGGGACACGACUGUGGAAGACAUUGCACCUUGCGCCAAAAAAGACAAAGGAGAAUUUGGUAAAAAAGAAAAACAACAGUUGCUUAUUAAAGCAGUCAAAGCUUUAGAAGAUUCGACGCGACGCAAUGACGAUGCAAGUACCUUCAGUUCGACUUGGGAAGUCCUCUUCAGGAAACUUGACUUUAAUCAACAAUUAUUUGCCAAUAAAACCAUUAUGGAGGUGUUGUAACAAGGAGCUUUGGGUCGGUUGAACGAAAAUUCCCAUCAGAUGUUCAACGUACCUAACACAAGAUGCUCAUCAACACCUUUUUCUUAUAGUGACAACUCGUCAACAUGUUUUGAUUCAACAACAUUGCAAAGUCGUCCGCAAUACUUAAUUUCUCCCCCGCUUCUGAGUCCAUCGCAAAUUAUAUCUACUCCUCAACCGCAAGUUCAGCACAUCAGACUUCAUAGAACAGUUCAGCCACAGCAAUAUCAAAAAAUUUCCAGCAUCAACAUACAACCACAGGAAACCAUAAAUACUCAACAAUACGGAAACAACACGGAAUAUCAGACAUUUACGGACUUGUUGAACGACUCUGACUAU